Messenger RNA from Penicillium bovifimosum, 585 nucleotides. RefSeq lists its product as uncharacterized. The record is from RefSeq and is a predicted model, not a curated record. The transcript has a single exon. Lineage: Eukaryota; Fungi; Ascomycota; Eurotiomycetes; Eurotiales; Aspergillaceae. Bases 1 to 585 code for a protein of 194 amino acids.
AUGCCCUUUAUUCAAUGCCAACAAACCAACAAUGCCCAGAACCAAUCCCUUGACCUCUCUAUCUCCUCCUUUGUCCUCACCAUUCCCCCAGUUCUCCAUAAAUACAGUACCCUCCCUCCCUCCCCCCACACAAGCUCCACCUACUCCCCGCCAGACAAGAUGCCAGCCAUCCUCUCCUGGCAAGACAACCUCCUCCAAGAAUGUACCACUUUUAAACACAACCUACAAUCACAAAGCUCCAUCCUCCGCCACCGCCCCGCCCACCGACACACAGAACGCAACAGCGACGCCUCCCGCGCCGUCAUAGCCCUCUCCCUACACACAGAUCGCAUCGUGGAAAUCGGUCUUAGUAUGAUCUCCAAUGAACCGGGCAGCGCACUUAUCAGCCGUGACCCUUCCUACUGGCACCGCGAGGGUGAGCGUAGGUCUACGUUCGAGAGUGUGUUUAUGAACAUGGAGCGAGAGCUGGAUCAGAUGGCCUUGUCGCUUAAGAGGCAUCUGCGGCAGCAGGAGUGUAGGGAGAUUUCGGCGAGGUUGGAGGAGAUGGCGGGGAAGGUUGAGUAUAUACUCCGGGAUUUUGUUUAG